AUGACGUACAAUUUGGUGAUGCUGAGUUACGUUGCCUCAUCGGUGGUGGAAUUCGCGAAAUCACAAGUUGAAUGGAUGUCUGAUAAAGUGUUAAAAUCAUUUGAAGUUGGCCGCUACAAUCCUUUCCAGUUCCGACAUGUGCAGCUUUGUCAUACUCUUACCGAGCUGAUUCGAGUGAGGAGUCCUAAGGUGGUACUUGUAAGCGGUUUGGAUAUGGAGAGUGGCUUUUCGAGGGAAUUAUUUCUGGAUUGGUGCACUGAUGUCAAGAAUACUGUUAUUAUAACAGGGCGUUCUGGGGAUAGAACUCUUGGCGCACGAUUAAUUCGUAUGGCAGAGCAGUCAGCUGAAAACCCGAAUGGUUCCAUAAAUCGGAAUCUAACAAUAGAGGUUAAGCGAAGAAUACGCCUGGAUGGCGCUGAGUUAAAAAAUUAUCGCGCAAUGAAACUUGCGGAAGAACGUGAAGCAACUCGAAUUAGGUUGGAAAAUUCACGCCGAAAUGCGAGGCUGGAGCACGCUGAUUCAUCAGAAGACAGUGACGAUGAUACAGUGAUGGUGCUUGGCGCUUCUACAGCUGGGGCUGCCGGAAAAUUGUUCGUUGCUUCGAGACAAGCAAGUACCGGAGCAGAUAAUGGACAUUUUGGAAAUAACUCUGCCGCAGCUUCAGCAGACGUCACAGCAACUCAUAUAGCUGAACAGCGCUCUCACGAUAUUAUGUGGAAAUGGGAGCAACAACAGAAGUCAUCAUUUUUCAAGCAAAGCAAAAAAUCGUUUCCGAUGUUUCCGUACAUUGAAGAAAAGACCCGGUGGGACGAUUACGGCGAGGUUAUACGGCCGGAGGAAUACAUGGUAUCGGAUACUGCAGCGUUGCCGCCGCAUCCUGCAGAAUCCAAAGAUGCUGGUGGUGCUGGCUCUGACUGUGAUGAACAAGUUACUCUGCUACAAGAAGAGCGUGAAUGGCCAUCAAAAUGCAUUAGCCAAAUUGUGAAAAUGGAGGUUUUGUGCAAAGUUGAUUUUAUCGAUUUCGAAGGGCGUUCAGACGGUGAAUCGGUGAAAAAAAUUCUUUCACAGAUUAAACCCAAACAGAUGAUUAUUGUGCAUGGCUCAUCGGCAGCCACGCGACAUCUAGCACAAUACGCACAGCAGCAAAACAUCGUGCAGGUGAAAGAUGCAGAACUGAGUUGGCUAGAUGCUCGAAUAACAAGACGGAAAACAGUAACAGCUGCACAGAGUGUCACUGAAGAGAGCGCAGAAGCGGGCGCGGGCAGGGAGAAUGACGUGGAAAUUAUGGAGCAUGACGGUGUGGAAUCCGAAGAAAAACGAUUGAACAAUUUGAAGGUUGCAUCGGCAGAUACAUUCUGCUUGGAACCAAUGAUUUCCGCUAACAUCCCUUCACAUCAGGCCGUGUUUGUGAACGAUCCGAAACUUUCGGAUCUGAAACACCUGUUAUCAUCGAAUGGAUUUCGGGCAGAAUUCAGUUCUGGUGUGUUGUAUGUCAACAAUGUUGCUAGCAUCCGACGUAACGAAGCUGGACGUUUUCACGUGGAAGGCUGCGCUAGUGAAGACUAUUAUAAAAUACGGGAUAUUGUCUAUGCACAGUUUGCUGUCGUGUAA
Messenger RNA from Gongylonema pulchrum, 1611 nucleotides. The record is from the annotation of a GenBank genome assembly. NCBI's taxonomy places the organism in Eukaryota, Metazoa, Nematoda, Chromadorea, Rhabditida, Gongylonematidae.